AUGAAUAGCAAAUUUUUAUCAGCGAGAUUAUUUAUGAAAUUGCUUCUACUUACGUGUCUAAUAGCAGUAAUUGUAAAUACAACAGAUGCUCAAGCUAAACGAAGAAUAAGGAGACCGCCAUCUUCCGUCACAAGCUCAAGUGUUAGUAGUACAUUGAAUGCAGAAACAGAAGAUGAAUUAGAAGAAAAAGUUAAUUCUAAGCCGCCACGUGAAGUAAAUGCGAGAGCUUCAUCAAAAAGCAAAAGACGAGGAUCAACGUUAUCUGCUAAGAAACAAGAGGCAGAAGAAAGAUCUGAUCAAACACUCGCUCCUUCAUCGUCUUCCAACCGUUUUCGAUUGCGUAGCAAAACACGAGGAGGAUCUGCCGCUGCAACAACUGCAGUCGGAAGUGCCGUCGCUGCUUCAUCUAAAAAAGCAACAAAAUUAGACUCUGAUGGAUACAAAAUUGUAUGUUAUUACACAAAUUGGUCACAAUACCGUACAAAAAUCGGAAAAUUCUUACCCGAAGAUAUUCCAGCAGAUUUGUGCACACAUGUAAUUUUCGCAUUUGGAUGGUUAAAGAAAGGAAAACUCUCAUCGUUUGAAAGCAAUGACGAUCAAAAAGAUGGAGUUCCGGGAUUUUAUCAACGAAUCGUUGGUCUCAAAAAAACAAAUCCAAAACUUAAAGUACUCUUGGCAAUUGGAGGAUGGUCUUUCGGUACACAAAAAUUCAAAGAUAUGUCGAAGACCCGUUACAGUCGUCAAACUUUCAUAUACUCCGCUAUUCCAUUCCUGCGUAAUCGAGGUUUCGAUGGUUUGGAUAUGGAUUGGGAAUAUCCAAAAGGAACAGAUGACAAGAAAAAUUUUGUCUUACUAUUGAAAGAAUUAAAAGAAGCUUUUGAAGCUGAGGCGCAGGAAAUAAAGAAACCGCGUUUGUUAUUGAGUGCUGCUGUACCUGUAGGUCCUGAUAACAUCAAAGGAGGAUACGAUGUGCCUGCUGUAGCAAGUUAUUUAGAUUUUAUCAAUGUAAUGGCUUACGAUUUCCAUGGAAAAUGGGAACGCGAAACAGGCCACAAUGCACCUUUGUAUGCUCCGAGCAGUGAUUCUGAAUGGCGCAAACAACUGUCCGUCGACAAUGCCGCCAAACUUUGGACUAAGUUAGGAGCUCCGAAAGAGAAAUUAGUUAUUGGUAUGCCAACGUACGGAAGAACAUUCACAUUGUCUGACUUAUCUAAAACAAAACCAAAUUCCCCUGCAAGCGGCGGCGGAAAAGAAGGCGAAUACACAAAAGAAUCAGGAUUUUUAGCAUAUUAUGAAAUUUGCGAAAUGUUACUGAAUGGCGGUAUUUAUGUUUGGGAUGAAGAAAUGAAAGUACCUUAUAUGAUCGAUGGCGAUCAAUGGGUUGGAUUCGAUGACGAACGUUCGAUUAGAAACAAAAUGCAUUGGAUAAAGACAAAUGGUUAUGGGGGUGCUAUGGUUUGGACUGUUGAUAUGGAUGAUUUUAGUGGAAAUGUAUGCGGCGGAAAUGUCAAAUACCCAUUGAUUGGAGCUAUGCGUGAAGAGUUACGAGGUGUGUCGAGAGGAAAAGAUGCGAAAGAUGUUGAUUGGAGUCAAGUUGCUUCGACAUUCGAUGACGCAAGCUCAGAAGAAGAAGAAAUUGCAAAACCUGAACCCGUCAAAAUUGACGCCAACGAACUAAUUGCUAAAGUCAAAAAAGGAAAUAAAGCAAAGAGAGUCAAAACAGGAGCAGCUGUUGUUGAUACAAGAACUCGUCCUGCACAAGUGUUCUGUUAUCUCACAAGUUGGUCAUAUAAACGCCCAGCAGCUGGAAAAUUUACUCCUAAAGAUGUAAAUCCUAAACUAUGCACUCAUCUGGUGUAUGCUUUUGCCACAUUGAAGGAUUAUCGUUUAAGUGAAGCUAAUGACAAUGAUCCCGAAAUGUAUGAAGAAGUUAUUGCUUUACGCGAAAAGAAUCCUGAUUUACAAGUUUUGCUUGCUAUUGGAGGAUGGGCUUUUGGAUCAACUCCAUUUAAAGAGUUGACAUCGAACACAUUCCGCAUGAAUCAAUUCGUAUAUGAAGCGAUUGAGUUCUUGCGCGAAUAUAAAUUUAAUGGCUUGGAUGUCGAUUGGGAGUAUCCCCGCGGAUCUGAUGAUCGUCAAGCUUAUGUAGAUUUGUUACGUGAAUUGCGUGUAGCGUUUGAAGGAGAGGCAAAAACUUCUGGGCAACCGAGACUUUUGUUGACAGCUGCUGUCCCUGCAUCUUUUGAGGCAAUUGCCGCAGGUUAUGAUGUUCCUGAAAUUAGUAAAUAUUUGGACUUCAUUAACGUUAUGACAUACGAUUUCCAUGGGCAAUGGGAACGCCAAGUUGGUCACAAUUCUCCGUUGUAUCCCUUAGAUACAGCUUCAGGUUAUCAAAAAAAACUAACAGUUGAUUUUAGUGCUCGUGAAUGGGUCCGUCAAGGAGCUCCAUUGGAAAAACUGUUGAUCGGUAUGCCAACAUAUGGAAGAUCAUUCACAUUGGUUAAUAGUACACAAUUUGAUAUUGGAGCGCCUGCAUCUGGCGGAGGAUCUCCUGGAAAAUUUACAAACGAAGCCGGAUUCUUGUCAUAUUAUGAAGUUUGCUCUUUUCUCGGCGGAAAAAACACAACCUUAGUUUGGGAUACCGAACAACAAGUUCCAUUUGCGUACCGUGACGAUCAAUGGGUUGGAUUUGAUGAUGAAAGAUCAUUAAAAACAAAGAUGGAAUGGUUGAAAGAACAAGGAUUUGGAGGAAUUAUGGUUUGGUCAAUUGAUAUGGAUGACUUCUCUGGUCGUUGCGGAAGCGGAAAAUAUCCACUCUUAACAGCGCUUAAUGAAGAAUUGAAAAAUUACAAAGUAAAACUCGAAUACGAUGGUCCUUAUGAAACAUACAACCCUCGUGGACAAUACACAACAAAAGAUCCCAAUGAAGUUGUCUGCGAAGAAGAAAAUGGUCACAUUAGUUAUCAUCCUGACAAACUUGAUUGUACACAUUAUUACAUGUGCGAAGGUGAACGGAAACAUCAUAUGCCAUGUCCCGCUAAUUUAGUCUUCAACCCAAACGAAAAUGUAUGCGAUUGGCCAGAGAAUGUUGAAGCAUGCCAACAUCAUACACAAGCUCCUCCUCCCUCAAGACGUUAAACGAUAUAAGUACUUUUUUGUUUAGUUUUCUUAAUUGACGAACACUGCCAUUAAAAA
Molecule: messenger RNA, 3195 nt
Organism: Culicoides brevitarsis
Lineage: Eukaryota; Metazoa; Arthropoda; Insecta; Diptera; Ceratopogonidae
Gene: Cht7
Product: probable chitinase 10
Exons: 8
Coding region: 1-3138 (1045 amino acids)
Biological process (GO): carbohydrate metabolic process; chitin catabolic process
Cellular component (GO): extracellular region
Molecular function (GO): chitinase activity; chitin binding
Source: RefSeq, a predicted model, not a curated record